Molecule: messenger RNA, 1104 nt
Organism: Debaryomyces fabryi
Lineage: Eukaryota; Fungi; Ascomycota; Pichiomycetes; Serinales; Debaryomycetaceae
Product: peptidylprolyl isomerase
Exons: 1
Coding region: 1-1104 (367 amino acids)
Biological process (GO): mitotic spindle organization
Cellular component (GO): cytoplasm; nucleus; protein phosphatase type 2A complex
Molecular function (GO): peptidyl-prolyl cis-trans isomerase activity; protein tyrosine phosphatase activator activity
Source: RefSeq, a predicted model, not a curated record
AUGACAGCUGAAUAUACUAAACCAGUUAGAAGAAUUACUACGUCAGAAGAUCUAGACAUUUGGGUUGGAUCUUCUGCCUAUUCAACGAUAUUAGACUUUGUUCAGGAUCUUCAAGACCUGGUAGUUGGGUUAACCAACGAUGCACAAGUUGAAGUUUCUUCAUCUUCAGAAGAAUUAUUGAAUGCAUUGAACGAAAUUAAUACAAUAAUUGAAAACAAUCCCGUAGUUCAUGAGAAGGAUAUUUCACGUUUUGGAAAAAUUGAGUUUAGGGAUUUUUAUGACGAAGUUUCUAAGAAAUCAUUCGAUAUACUAAAGCCAUUAGUCAAAAAUUUGGAUAGUGAUCCUAGAAUCGAGUUGACUACUUACUUCAAUGAAAUUUGGGGCAACAGAACCAGAAUCGACUAUGGGUCGGGACAUGAACUAAACUUCAUUGCUUUCCUUGUAUGCUUACAGAAACUUAGUAUCAUCAAGCGUGAAGAUUAUCCAUGUGUUAUCUUAAAGGUCUUCACAAAAUAUAUUACUGUUAUGAGAUCGUUGCAAAAGCAAUAUUGGUUAGAACCUGCUGGUUCACAUGGAGUAUGGGGUCUUGAUGAUUAUCAUUUUCUUCCAUUUUUGUUCGGAUCUUCACAAUUAGCUACCCACCCUCAUAUGAAACCAAAGCUGAUUCACAACGAGGAAUUGGUCGAAAGUUUCUACAAACAGUAUAUGUAUCUUGAAUGUAUACAUUUUAUCAACACAAUUAAGACCAUACCUUCUAAUCAAGAUCAAAAGUUAAGUUUGAGAUGGCAUUCCCCCAUGUUGGAUGAUAUCCUGUCUGCCAAAUCGUGGUCUAAGAUAAAGGAAGGAAUGAUCAAAAUGUAUAAGGCAGAGGUUUUAGGAAAAUUACCUAUUGUUCAGCAUUUUAUGUUUGGUUCAAUCAUCCCAUGCCCUAAUGGUAUAAGCGAAUUUCACGAACAUGAUGAUGACAGUGAUUGUGGUCAUGAUCAUAGCGGAACGAUCAAUACAUGGGGAGAUUGUUGUGGUAUUAAAAUUCCGAGUGCCAUUGCAGCCUCUGAAAUGAAUAAAAUGAACAAUCCAAACAACAAGCCUAUACCAUUUGACUAG